UAGAUCAGCACCAAUCCUAACUAGAUUCGCUCUUAUCAAAGAUUAAUACUGCUGCGAAUUAAUUUUACUCUGAAAAUGGCCAUAAAGCACACAGCAUAAUUAAGAAGGCUGGUGCUUGUCCAUACUGGAAAACACGGUAGCACUUAGCUCUCUCUCUCUAGACACACGCAUAACUCUGGUAAUGAUGGCUGCUUGUACAUUGAGGUUGCUGUUGUCUCCUACCAGGGGCAUCCAUCAACUGUUUUCUCACACUCGCAACUUCUGCUCAUCAUCUGUUCCCUCCCAAUUUGAAAGAGUUGGAUUCAUAGGACUUGGAAACAUGGGAUCAAGGAUGGCUGAUAACUUGUUUAAAGCUGGAUACAGUGUUGUCGUUCAUGAUAUUAACCAUGAUGUGAUGAAAGCAUUCUCGGACAAAGGGUUUCUUACAAAGAAUUCACCUCUUGGAGUUGCUGAGGAGAGUGAUACUGUAAUCACAAUGCUGCCAUCUUCUGCCCAUGUGAUGGAUGUUUAUAUGGGACCGGAAGGUAUCCUUAAUCACGGGGAUCAGGUUAGGUCGCGGUUAUUCAUAGAUUCCUCAACAAUCGAUCCUCAAACAUCCAGAAAGGUUUCUGCAGCCGUUGCUGCUACUAUUUUAAAUGGUGGUUCUGCUAUGUUGGAUGCCCCUGUGUCUGGAGGUAUCAUAUCAGCUGAAAACGGAACUCUUACGUUCAUGGUUGGUGGUUCUGAGGAAGCUUAUAGGUCUGCGAGACCUUUGUUUCUCUCGAUGGGGAAAAACGUCAUAUACUGCGGAGGUCCAGGAACUGGUUCGGCAGCAAAGAUUUGCAAUAAUUUGGCGAUGGCUGUGAGCAUGCUCGGGGUUUCAGAAGCUUUUUCGCUCGGACAGUCACUGGGCAUCGGAGCAGCUACUUUGACUGAGAUAUUUAACUCUUCGAGUGCCCGAUGUUGGAGUAGUGACACUUACAAUCCGGUGCCAGGAGUGAUGGAAGGGGUGCCGGCAUCUAGGAAUUACGAUGGAGGGUUUGCUACGAAACUGAUGGCUAAGGACCUGAACCUUGCGGCAAUAUCAGCCAACGAAGUCGGUGCAAGAAGUCCGAUGACAUCUUCAGCACAAAAGAUAUUCACAGAACUUUGUGACCGAGGUUUCGAAACAAAGGACUUCUCUUGCGUAUUUCGCCAUUAUUUCCAUGGCAAGGACGAGGUGUAAUGUAGAGCAAGAACGGGAAUCAAUGUACACAGUUCGUUUUAUCUACUUUAUUAAGUGUUAUGAGAUUGAUCAGAACUUAAUCAAAAGUUAUGAUUUAAAUGACAA
Messenger RNA from Salvia splendens (bonfire salvia), 1309 nucleotides. RefSeq names its product 6-phosphogluconate dehydrogenase family protein. Gene Ontology annotation, biological process: L-valine catabolic process. The coding region runs from base 182 to 1204 and encodes 340 amino acids. The transcript has 10 exons. Lineage: Eukaryota; Viridiplantae; Streptophyta; Magnoliopsida; Lamiales; Lamiaceae. The record is from RefSeq and is a predicted model, not a curated record. Gene Ontology annotation, molecular function: NADP binding; 3-hydroxyisobutyrate dehydrogenase activity; NAD binding.